Messenger RNA from Thalassophryne amazonica, 2699 nucleotides. It is a transcript of the gene gata2a, whose product is annotated as GATA binding protein 2a. Gene Ontology annotation, molecular function: DNA-binding transcription factor activity, RNA polymerase II-specific; RNA polymerase II cis-regulatory region sequence-specific DNA binding; zinc ion binding. The record is from RefSeq and is a predicted model, not a curated record. The coding region runs from base 453 to 1844 and encodes 463 amino acids. The transcript has 6 exons. Lineage: Eukaryota; Metazoa; Chordata; Actinopteri; Batrachoidiformes; Batrachoididae. Gene Ontology annotation, biological process: positive regulation of angiogenesis; positive regulation of miRNA transcription; negative regulation of transcription by RNA polymerase II. Gene Ontology annotation, cellular component: nucleus.
AGCCAGAGGAAGGAGAGCGCACACAUUCCGAUUUUUACGCACCGGGUCCAGACCACCGACUGUUCAUGUGCGCGCCAACGGCGUUUUAAUAACAGAUUAAGAAAAUAACAAUAAUAAAGUCGGAUCAUUUGGACAUUUUUUUGGUGUUGGCCGUUUGCUUUUGCACCGAUUCUAACGGAGAAGGAGGCUGGAGCAGAUGGAACCACUUGGUCCGUCUGGACUCAGUACGCGCGACCGCUCCGCUCAGACCUUAGCAGGUAUCGGUGAGAAAGGAGGGCGUCUUAUUUAAGGAUUAUAUUUCUGUUCCAAAUAAACCCGGCCGGCACGUCUGAAUUGGAACUACAUGGACUGAGGGGAUCUAACUUCCACUCCUGGGUAAUCGCAUUCUGCAGGAGCCGCGCGCAACCGACACAUUUGCGCCGACGCGGUAAAGGAGACCAACCGGCUCAGCCAUGGAGGUGGCGGCGGAUCAGUCUCGAUGGAUGGCGCAUCAUCACGCAGUGCUGAACGGCCAGCACCCGGACUCACACCACCACAGUUUGAGCCACAACUACAUGGAGCCCAUGGCGCCUUUACUGCCCCAGGACGAAGUCGAUAUGUUUCUGAACCACUUGGACUCUCAAGGGAACCCCUACUACACCAACUCCAGGGCAAGGGUCACCUACAGCCAAGCGCACGCUCGUCUCACUGGGAACCAAGUUUGCCGUCCACACCUCAUCCACAGCCCCGGCAUUCCGUGGCUGGACCCCGGGAAAGCCGCUCUGUCCGCGGCACACCACCAUAACGCAUGGGCGGCCGUCAGCCACUUCAGCAAACCCGGCCUGCACCCCACCGGCUCCGGGUACCCGUGCACCAGCAGCACCGGCACAGCCCCGGUGUCGUCGCUCACUCCGGCCUCCCACUCCAGUCCGCACCUCUACAGCUUCCCGCCUACCCCGCCGAAAGACGUGUCUCCGGACCCCGGCCCCACCUCCCCGAUUUCCACCGGCACCAGGAUGGACGACAAGGAUUCGAUCAAGUACCAAGUGCCGCUGACGGACGGCAUGAAAAUGGAGAGCUGCAGUCCGCUGCGCAGCGGCCUGGCCUCCAUGAACAGCCAGGCCCCGGCUACUCACCACCCUAUCCCGACCUACCCGGCCUACCCUCUGCCUACUCCACACGAGUACAGCGGCAGCCUGUUCCACCCCGGCAGCCUGCUGGGCGCGUCCUCCUCCACUUUUACGCCCAAAUGUAAAAGCAAAGCCCGGUCGAGCUCAGAAUUUUAUGCAGAGGGCCGUGAAUGUGUAAACUGUGGUGCCACCUCCACCCCGCUGUGGCGACGAGAUGGCACCGGCCACUACUUGUGCAACGCCUGUGGACUGUACCAUAAGAUGAACGGCCAGAACAGACCGCUUAUCAAGCCUAAACGUAGACUGUCUGCGGCUCGACGUGCGGGCACCUGCUGCGCAAACUGCCAGACCACCACCACCACCCUGUGGAGGCGCAACGGGAACGGAGACCCGGUGUGUAACGCCUGCGGCCUUUACUUUAAACUGCACAACGUCAACAGACCCCUAACCAUGAAGAAAGAAGGCAUCCAGACACGCAACCGCAAGAUGUCCAGCAAGUCCAAGAGGAACAAGCGGGCGGGUGACACCUUUGAUGAGCUGUCCAAGUGCAUGCAGGACAAAACGUCACCUUUUGCCAGUGCACCAGGACUCACGAGCCACAUGACCCAUAUGGGUCACCUGCCCCCAUUCAGCCACUCGGGACACAUGCUGCCUACUCCCACGCCCAUUCACCCUUCUUUCGGCCACCACCACCACCACUCUAACCGCUCGCCGGUCUGGGCUGAGCCUCACUGAAGCCCUGAUCACCGCCAGACCCUGUUCUUCUCCACCUGCAGGAGCCACCGCAUUGCCAUCAAGAUUUACAUGUCCUCAACAUCGCAUCAGAAGCUGAGCUGAGCUCAUGCGUCACAUACAGAGUGAGUGGCGAGGGGGUGGGGUUGAGGGGAGGGGUGGGGCUUAAUGACUGAAGGUCACCUCCCACUGGUCUCACUGGUGGAAGGACGCACAGACUUUUCUGGACUCUAUGAAGAGCCAAUGUGAGGAGUGUUUGUUAUAGUCCCCAAGUUGACUGGGACUUGCAGGAAGAGAGUAACUGGUGACGCAUAUUGUUCGUUUAGGCUAUUUUUGCUAAGUCACUUUGGUACACACGUCUCACCGACCCUGAAACAGGAGACCGGAGAGGACUUGCAGACAGACACUGUUUUCACAUCCCCGCAAUCUCUAAAUAUUUUGUGACACGUGCACUCUGCCCGUCCUCAGGCUGUUGUCGGACUCUCCAAUGCCGCACACCAGACCUGCCGGCGUUACCCACAAACCCAUGCUCUCUCUACACGCUGGACUCUACGCCUCAGCAGUUUUGAAAAGCAGACUUUUACAGGGAAACGUACACACGUAAAUAGAGUGUUUCUAAAUGCUUACUGCUAUUAUUGUUGUUAUAUUUGAUGUUAUAAUUAUUGCUGCGAUAAUUUAUUUUCAUCCUUGAGUUUUUGUCACAUGGAAACUGUUACGAAUUUAAAUUUGUGGUUCUUUACGUCAAGAAAAACACUGACCUAUCUUAGACGAAACGUCCGUGACCUGUAUGUUUUUAUCAUUUUUUUUUUCAUCUCACAAAAGUAAAAGAAAAUAAAGUUUAAUACUGAAGUCAUACUC